Molecule: messenger RNA, 636 nt
Organism: Vigna umbellata (rice bean)
Lineage: Eukaryota; Viridiplantae; Streptophyta; Magnoliopsida; Fabales; Fabaceae
Product: ubiquitin-ribosomal protein eS31 fusion protein
Biological process (GO): translation
Cellular component (GO): ribosome
Molecular function (GO): protein binding; structural constituent of ribosome
Source: RefSeq, a predicted model, not a curated record
AAACCUUCCAUGUGAUCAGAAACCCUGCAUCGGAAACCCUAGCAGCUGCAAUGCAGAUAUUCGUGAAAACCCUUACGGGGAAGACCAUCACCCUUGAGGUGGAGUCUUCAGACACCAUCGAUAAUGUCAAGGCCAAGAUCCAGGAUAAGGAGGGCAUCCCACCGGACCAGCAGCGUCUCAUCUUCGCCGGAAAGCAGCUCGAGGACGGCCGCACCCUCGCCGACUACAACAUCCAAAAGGAGUCCACUCUCCACCUUGUCCUCCGUCUCCGCGGUGGUGCCAAGAAGCGCAAGAAGAAGACAUAUACCAAGCCUAAAAAGAUCAAGCACAAGCACAAGAAGGUGAAGCUCGCCAUCUUGCAGUUUUAUAAGGUUGACGACUCCGGCAAGGUGCAGAGGCUCCGCAAGGAGUGCCCCAACACCGAGUGCGGCGCUGGAACCUUCAUGGCUAACCACUUCGAUCGUCACUACUGCGGCAAGUGCGGUCUCACCUAUGUCUACCAGAAGGCCGAUGCAUAAUCCGUAAUGAAUUUGCUUUUCUUAUUAGUAUUUUUAGUUUUUAAAAGUUUUGUUUCAUGUUUGUCUAAUUAAACUUUUAUCAAUACUUUAUCGAUUUGGAUUAUCUAUUAUUCGCUUU